Molecule: messenger RNA, 5052 nt
Organism: Eubalaena glacialis (North Atlantic right whale)
Lineage: Eukaryota; Metazoa; Chordata; Mammalia; Artiodactyla; Balaenidae
Gene: PDP2
Product: pyruvate dehydrogenase phosphatase catalytic subunit 2
Exons: 2
Coding region: 183-1775 (530 amino acids)
Biological process (GO): protein dephosphorylation
Molecular function (GO): cation binding; protein serine/threonine phosphatase activity
Source: RefSeq, a predicted model, not a curated record
AGAGGUGCCUUCAGGGAGGUGAGUCCGGGGUUGGGGCAGCCGCGGCACCGUAGGCUGGCGCAGAAUUGACUGACGGACCCGGCGGCUUUGGCGCAAGCGGGUGAGAGGAGGACCAGGGUGCGAUGUAGGUUUAAAAAAAACCCUUUUUGCUGCAGGAACACAUUCGCUCAUACAGUUUCAGAAUGUCAAGUACUGUGUCCUACUGGAUUUUCAAUUCUGCAAGAAACAGCAUUGCCACGUUACAAGGGGGACAACGUUUAUAUUCAAGGUAUGCCUCAAAUAGGAUUAAAUCAAAAUGGAGGCUCUUUCCCCAGGGGCCAGUCACCCUAAAAAACAAUGCCUCAUGUGGUGGCAUUGCUCUGCAGAAAGCCUAUAGACACACAUCAACAGAGGAAGAUGAUUUCCACUUGCCACUCAGCCCUGAGCAGGUAAAUGAAGUGCUGCGAGCCGGUGAGUCGGCCCACAAGAUUCUUGACCUUGUCAGUGGAGUCCCAAGUUCGGUGUUGCGGUUUGAGAGCAACCAGCUGGCUGCCAAUUUCCCAGUGGAGGACCGGGGAGGUGUAGCCGCCUGCCUGCAGACCAAUGGGCUGAUGUUUGGCGUCUUCGAUGGACAUGGUGGCCACGCAUGUGCUCAAGCAGUGAGCGAGAGGCUCUUCUACUAUGUGGCAGUGUCACUGAUGUCCCAGCAGACGCUGGAGCAGAUGGAGGGGGCGAUGGAAAGCAUGAAGCCCCUGCUGCCCAUUCUGCAGUGGCUCAAGCACCCAGGGGACAGUAUCUACAAGGAUGUCACGUCAGUGCACCUUGAUCACCUCCGUGUCUACUGGCAGGAGCUGCUGAACCUGCACAUGGAAAUGGGGCUGAACAUUGAGGAAGCAUUAAUGUACUCCUUCCAGAGGCUGGAUUCUGACAUCUCGCUAGAGAUCCAGGCCGCCCUGGAAGAUGAGAUGACCAGGAACCUUUCACUCCAGGUUGCUUUCUCAGGGGCAACAGCUUGCAUGGCCCAUGUCGAUGGAGUUCACUUGCAUGUGGCAAACGCUGGUGACUGCCGGGCCAUCCUUGGUGUCCAGGAGGACAAUGGCAUGUGGUCUUGUCUGCCCCUCACCCGGGACCACAAUGCCUGGAACCCAACCGAGCUGUCACGGCUAAAGAGGGAGCAUCCUGAGUCAGAGCACAGGACAGUCAUCAUGGACAACAGGCUGCUGGGUGUCCUCAUGCCCUGCAGGGCCUUCGGGGACGUCCAGCUGAAGUGGAGUAAAGAGCUGCAGCGCAGUGUCCUGGAGCGGGGCUUUGACACCGAGGCCCUCAACAUUUACCAGUUCACCCCCCCACACUACUACACUCCACCUUACCUGACGGCCAGGCCUGAGGUCACAUACCACAGGCUGAGGCCCCAGGAUAAGUUCCUUGUGCUGGCCUCUGACGGCCUGUGGGAUGUGCUGGGCAAUGAGGAUGUGGUGAGGCUGGUGGUGGAGCAUCUGGCUGAAGUGUGUCGGCACAAGCCAGACCUGGCCCAGAGACCCGCCAACCUGGGACUCAUGCAGAGCCUGCUGCUGCACAGGAAGGCCCAGGGGCUCCACGCCACCGACCAAAACGCAGCCACACGUCUGAUCAGAUACGCCAUAGGGAACAACGAGUAUGGGGAGAUGGAGCCCGAGCGGCUGUCGGCGAUGCUGACGUUGCCGGAGGACUUGGCAAGGAUGUACAGGGAUGAUAUCUCUGUCACUGUGGUGUAUUUUAACUCAGACUCGAUUGGUGCAUCUUACAAGGGGAGUUAAGAGUCUCCCAUCCUGUUGCCAAGGUUAACUUAAAUGCUCUUCUAAGACAUUUUCACUUACUCUUAAACUGACUAUUUAGACCUUGUUGUUAAAGGGCAGACAGAUGUAGCUUGCUUAAUAAUAGACUAACGUGAGAGAAAAAACAGCCUAGGAUUAAAAACAAUAGUAGUGAUUUUAUGUCCCUGCAUGUUUUGGUCACCUCUUCUACGCAGAAAGGGUGGAACACAGAGACCGUAGACUUGGCUGGGGCUCGUGUAACCCAAGUCCUUCUAUAAAGACACUGUUGUUAAACUGUGUCAGCCUGAACCUGCGAAGGGUAAAAUUAAUCAUGAUUCUAAGAAUAUGAAGAAGUUCAGGAUCUUCUGAGGUCUUGAUAAAAAAUCUGCAAAAUUGGUAAUUCUCAAUUCGUAAUCAUGGCCUUCUAGACUAUGAAGGGAGGUUUUGUUUGUUUUUUAUUUUGAAGUUCCUAAAGACCUAGGUUUACAAAGCAUAUUACAGGACACUUUUCUAUGCAAUAGUCUAACUUUUUUGUGUGUGUGAUUUUACUUGUGAAAACAUUUUGUAAUGCUGCAUUCUAGUUCCGAUUUAGUUUAUUUUAAAAUUGAGUCCUCAAACUUGCAAACAGGCCUGCCCUAAGUGAGCAUGCUUGGAAUGAGUUUUCUUGGUUUUCAGCUGAGGGUGAAGGUGGCCAGGCCUCUGGACCAGCUGAAUUUAUUUGUGCAGCUUUCGGGCCUUUCUACUGAGUCCCACCCCCUGAACCUUUGAGCCAUGCUAGGAGGUUACUUCUGUCUGAGCCUUAACUCCUUUCCUGCAUUAAUAAAAUUUCCUCCAGGGUUUAGUAAAUCUCUGCAGAUUUACUCAUAGCACUUUUCCUUUCUAUUAUACCUCUCAAACAUUCUUCUAAUUCCACCUAAUGUUCCUUCCCCCUCUGCUAUGCUGAACUCCCUCACCCUGCUGCUGACUGUGCAAUCCUGUCUAGAAGGAAUGCUCCCACUUCACAUGGUUGCAGGGAAGGAGAAAAUUCAAGAUUGCAUGCGGUAAUUGUGACAGACAGUUUAGGCAGGACUGCUUAUACAGUGGAUUCUAGACUUAAAAUUCAGCCUGAAUCUGAAGAGGUAAAAACAUGAAGGACCUGAGAACAGUCACUAAGUCUCCCUAGCUGCAUCCCGAGGGGCAGUGGGGAAGAGGGAGGAGUGAGAUUUUUCAGAUGGGACACUUGCCCAUAGACCGUGGGAUAAAUGGCCAUUGCUACUCCUCAGGAACUAGGCCUUAUUUAGUAUAGGAGUUGGGGCAAAAACAUAUGUAAUCUGUACUGGCUUCUGUGGGCUGCACAGUUUGUGUUUAUUUGAAAAUUAAACCAUGUGGAUCCUUUCUGGGGGGAUGAAUUUCAUGUUCUGAAUUGCUGUAGCAUUUAAACAACAGGAAAUGUGUCCCUAAAUGGAAACACAAAUAUAAUCCCACAAAACUGACACUUUUUAUGUUCCUGCACUAUCUUCAUUGAUCACUUUUCUCACCCCCUUUCGUACUGAAAGGAAAGCAAAUAGCUAGGUUUGACUUCCACAUUUUUGUUCACAUUCAGGACAUUCAAGUGUUGAGAAACUUCUAGCCUGCGGAUAUUUCCCUGUAUGCUUACUGAUAUGGCUUCAUCUAAGAAAUUCUCCUUUGAGUGCUUAAGCCUUGGUCCUUUUAUUCUGAAACUAUUAAUAUUCCUUCUGAUCUCCUAGAUCUUAACUCAGAAAUAAAAUGUGAAUCCCUGUCAUUCAGCUUGCAUGACGGUUUGUUACUAGAGCCGAAGACUGCUUGUCUGACAUCCUUGUUCUUUAUGCCAGCUAAACCCUGGUGCACUCUCUCAUUUACCUGGAUUACAGUGUCUGAAUCCUGUUUUGGAGCCUACCUUGGGUCAUAAAUAUAUCUGAUUAAGUAACCUGUGGGACAGCUGAGAGAAUACAGACUUCCCACCUGUUCCUUCAAGGGUAUCUGUGUUUUUUCUCAGCCUAAUAGAUUUCCUGCUUUCUAAUUGGUAUACUGAGAGAGAGGAAAGGCUGGUUUCUUGUCUGCCUUUUUCCAUUGUGGACUCUGUCUGCUCUUGCCAUGAAUGCUCCAAGGAGCACCUCCUGGUUAAACCCCAGCAUGUCUGAUUCCCUGACCACAGUUCUGCUGUCACUGACCUUCCUGAGGCACAUGGGCUACCACUUGAGGACACUGGGAUUUGAGAGGGGGUUGGUGGCACUUGUCAGGUCUUCCGAAACACUUAUCAUUCCUUUUAUGUAAAGAUUCUGAUAUUGAGACUUCUGAAAUGAACUAAAAAAAUGAGAUUGAAUCUUUAAUGUUUAGGAUGUCACUUUUGAAUAAAGUAUGCUUUGGUGCUUUAAACAGCAUAUUUACUGUUUUAGGUAAGAAAUGGUAAUAUUGGCAUAUUUUAGAUAUUGUUUUAUAUGUAAAUAAUACAGUUCUGCUGAUUCUGGAGAUUGGUCAAAAUGGAUAGAGAAGUUCUAAAUUCAAGUUAGUAUGCUAGGUCAAGUUACUUAUUCAGUUUUCUGAGAUGUUAUUUGUAACAUUAAAGCUAAUUUAUUAUAACGAAAGUGUAAACUUUGAGGUAUGUUAAUAUAUAAACAUAUUUUUCCCAGAAGUACGAUUGGCCUAAAAGAUCGAGUGGGUUAAGACUUAGGUUAGACACAACUGAGCUGACACCUUUUAUAUGAGGGAAAUAGAAACAGCUCAAACUUGAAUUAAAGAAUAGAAUAGUUAAUUGUAUAGAACACGACAAUGUAUUCAGAAUGAGUCUAGCUUGACUCUUUCAUCCAUCAGCCCCUAGUGACCUAUUUUUCGUUUGACAAUUUUGGGGAAACCUUAACUUCCCAGGUUAAAUCAGGAUAUCCUGGAACUGAGCUAUCCUAGUUUCAUUGUUAGUGGUUCAUUUGUCUCUGAACAUGACUCCCAUAGCAGAGAACGCCCUGGUGUGGCUUUGAGGCUGGGGAAUAAAGGCUGGUGGCACCGCUUUUUCCUGUGAGUUGCCACGUGUGUUAACAAGUGGAAAACACACAGGGACUGCAGUGCGACCGUCUCCUGAGCAGGCUGAGGCUCUGUUGCCGAUGCCUUGGGCACCUGACGUUUAGUUUAACUGGCCUCCUGGAAAAUAUUUAUCAAACAUUUACUUGGAAAAAUUAUUAACCAUGUUCUUUAAUAUUUACUGACAUUUGUAUUGUAAACUGUAUACCAAUGUUUUUUUGACAUUGAUUUUCUAACCAUGAGAGAUAUUUAAAUGAAACUUGUAAAU